AUGUCUCCAUUCUAUGCACCAUGGUGCGGCCACUGCCAGAACCUAAAACCAGCAUACGAAAAGGCGGCGAGGAGCCUCGAAGGAUUGGCCAAAGUCGCGGCUAUGAAUUGCGACGAUGAGGCGAAUAAACAUCUCUGUAGUGUGAUGCGUAUACAAGGAUUUCCUACACUUAGGAUAGUGGUGCCAUCCGACAAGCCUGGGAAACCUAAGCACGAAGAUUAUCAAGGCGCCAGAACCGCGAAAGGUAUAGUUGACGCUGUCGUGGAGAAAAUCCCCAACCACGUGAAGCGCCUCACCGAUAAGGACAUUGACGGCUGGUUGGCAAAUUCCAACGAGACUGCAAAGGCCCUUCUUUUCACCGAAAAGGGAACCACUAGUGCACUCUUAAGGGCUCUGGCUAUUGAUUAUCUAGGAAAGAUCCAUAUUGGCCAAAUCAGGAACAAGGAGACUUCCGCGGUGGACACGUUUGGCAUUACAAAAUUCCCCACCCUCGUUCUUCUCCCUGGAUCAGAUAAACCAUCGAUGGUGUAUGACGGAGAGCUGAAGAAGAAGCCGAUUGUCGAAUUCCUUAAGCAAGUUGCGGAGCCAAACCAAGAUCCUCCAGAGUCUGCUGCCCCUAAAGCCAAGACAGCAAAGCUUAAGAAGCCAGAAAAGUCGACCACCGCCGGCACCACUAGUACCAGCACCACAAAAGCUGCUGCAUCGAGUGACACUCCUAAAGCGUCAGACGGCACCGAGAACCUGAAAGAACCGAAGAUAUAUAAAGGGUCCAAAGCGCGCUCCAAGCCGCAGCAAACCGGGCCAGACCUCCGCAUGUUAUCCACAAGCACUGAUCUCAAGACAACUUGUCUUUCUUCAAAAACUGGAACUUGUGUCCUCGCUAUCGUACAUGUCCCAAGUGACCCGAAUGGGUUGCCGUCAACCCACACACUUGAAGCAUUGGGUUCCCUUGCCGAGAUUGAGCACAAGCACACCUUACGUCAAGGACGCCUUUUCCCCUUUUAUGUUCUCCCGGACUUCAUCGAUGAAGUGCCCACAAUUCAAACUGCAUUAGGCCUUGAAACAGGCGGUGUGGAGAUAAUUGCCAUCAAUGGAAAACGAGGUUGGUGGCGCCGAUACGAUCCUUCCGACGGCAAGAACUACGGUGUUGUUGAUAUUGAGAGCUGGAUUGAUCAGGUCCGCAUGGGAGAGGGCGAGAGGAGAAAACUCCCAGACGGAAUCAUUCCGAGUGACGGGCAGAAGACGUCCAAGCAAAAGCCAAAAGAAAAGCCAAAGGAAGAACCUGCAACUCCUCCACAAAACGAGCCGGAUCCGGAACCGGAACAAGAACCUGAAGCCACACCCUCAGCCACCCCUGAAAUGGAGUCGCAGAAGGAAUCGAAGACCGUGGUUCACGAAGAGCUAUGA
Molecule: messenger RNA, 1407 nt
Organism: Uncinocarpus reesii 1704
Lineage: Eukaryota; Fungi; Ascomycota; Eurotiomycetes; Onygenales; Onygenaceae
Exons: 2
Coding region: 1-1407 (468 amino acids)
Biological process (GO): response to endoplasmic reticulum stress
Cellular component (GO): endoplasmic reticulum lumen
Molecular function (GO): protein-disulfide reductase activity; protein disulfide isomerase activity
Source: RefSeq, a predicted model, not a curated record